AUGGCAUCUGUUGAUCCAACAAUUGCCACUACCGUUGCAGCUGCUGACUUAGCUAAAAAAGCGUGGGAUGCAUUGCACACUGCAUAUGCUAACAAGUCCCAAACCAGAAUUUUCAGCCUUCGCGAUCGACUUGCGCGACUCACAAAAGACUCCCAACCAGUUACUGUAUAUUUGCAAAAUAUACGAUCCAUGGGUGAUGAACUCUCUACUGCUGGUGCCCCUGUCACAAACUCUGAACUCAUUGUUAAGAUCCUGAGUGGUCUAGGACCAGAGUUUCGUGAGAUUUCUGCUGCAAUUCGUGCUCGUGACUCCACUAUUACGUAUGAAGAACUCUAUGAGAAGCUUCUUGAUCAUGAGCUUUUCCUCAGACAUGAAGAGUCAAAGAAAUCUCCUAGCCAAAUUACUGCUGUUGCUGCUACAUUCAACAAAUUUGGAAACUCCAACAAUCGCAACAAUCCUCGCCCCAACAAUAACAAUGGCAACAACAAACAAUGGCAAUACAACAAUCGCUCUAAUUCAUAA
Molecule: messenger RNA, 522 nt
Organism: Nicotiana attenuata
Lineage: Eukaryota; Viridiplantae; Streptophyta; Magnoliopsida; Solanales; Solanaceae
Product: formin-J-like
Exons: 1
Coding region: 1-522 (173 amino acids)
Source: RefSeq, a predicted model, not a curated record